Molecule: messenger RNA, 5592 nt
Organism: Epinephelus moara (kelp grouper)
Lineage: Eukaryota; Metazoa; Chordata; Actinopteri; Perciformes; Serranidae
Gene: jak3
Product: Janus kinase 3 (a protein tyrosine kinase, leukocyte)
Exons: 24
Coding region: 83-3418 (1111 amino acids)
Biological process (GO): cytokine-mediated signaling pathway; intracellular signal transduction; cell surface receptor signaling pathway via JAK-STAT
Cellular component (GO): cytoskeleton; cytosol; membrane
Molecular function (GO): cytokine receptor binding; non-membrane spanning protein tyrosine kinase activity; ATP binding
Source: RefSeq, a predicted model, not a curated record
CCCCCACACACACACACAGACCUAGUUUACAAGAACUAUUCAUCGAAAUAAGGACUUGACGGACACAUGAAAAGAAGUACACAUGGAUACCAGUGAGGAGGAGUCGGUCCCGCUGGUGAUCAGAGACCGGGGAGGCAGCCAGAGGUCCAGUUCGAGCACUGGUUCCAGUUUACAAGUACACCUCUACUUCUUCCCAGCCACAAAGGAUGCAACAACAAUACAUAUUUCAUCUGGCCAAAUAUCUGCUGAAAAUGUCUGCAUCCAAGCCGGCAAAAAAUGUGGAAUCUUACCAGUGUACCAAAAUCUUUUUGGUUUGGCAUCUGCCGAUCUCUCGUUGUGGUAUCCUCCGUCACACAUGUUCAACACAGACGAAAACUUACAAGUCCACUUUAGAGUCAGGUUUUUCUUUGGAAACUGGUUUGGACAGGGACCAAGAACAUCAUACCGCUACAGUCUGACCAGAGGCAGAAUAAGUCCAGUGCUUGACUACAGUGUCAUUGACUACGUCUUUGCCCAGUUGCGAAGCGACUUUAUCGCCAGUGAGGCAGGAGUGUGUCCACCUUUGAGUGCCCAGGAGGAAUGCCUCGGCCUUGCAGUGCUGGACUUGUGGAGGAUGGCUAAAGAGCGCAAUCAGAGUGUAAGAGAGCUCUGCAAGACUGUCAGCUACAAAUCGUGCCUUCCUAAGUCACAUCGCCACGACAUCCAGAGACGAAACCGCCUCGAUCGUUAUCGAAUACGAAACACCCUCAAGCGUUUCUUAAAGAAGCUUGGCAACUGCUCAGUGGAUGAGUGCAGCUUGAAGCUCAAGUACCUGAUUGAACUGGCAGGUAUCGAGCCUUCUCUGGGAAGUGAAACCUUCCAAGUGAAUCCAUCUUCCUCCCAAUCGAAGUCAGCUUUCUCUCUUGUGCGGGUCACCGGGGAAAAUGGAAUUGAAACCAGCAGGAGUUGUCAACAUGAUGGUGCCCUGUGGCAAACCUUCUGUGACUUCAAAGAAAUCAUCGACAUCAGUAUAAAGAGGGUAUGCCAUGAGCAGGUCCCCCAAGACUGCAGGAUGGUGACAAUAACCCGUAAAGAUGACAGAUGCUUGGUAGCCAACUUCCAGACUCUCAAGGAAGCCGUUUCAUUUGUGUCUCUUGUUGAUGGCUACUUCAGACUGACCACCGACUCGAGCCACUACUUCUGUCAAGACAUUGCUCCUCCAAGUCUUCUGGAGGGGAUCAAAAAUCACUGUCACGGCCCAAUCACAUCAGAGUUUGCAGUCAGUAAGCUGAAAAAGUCAGGAUUUAAAGGCGGCACGUUCCUUCUCCGGCAGAGUCCCAAGAAUUACAACAGCUUCUUCCUCACUGUUUGUGUUCAGACUCCACUUGGACUUGACUAUAAGGACUGUCUCAUCAUUGAGAAUGAGGACUACAGUCUUCCUGGUGUCCAGAAAUCAUUUUCCAGCUUAAAAAAGCUCACCAGCUAUUACCAACACAACAAGCUGCUACUGGCUGAAGUACCUGUCAAGUUGGGCCGCUGCUGUCCACCCCAACCCAAAGAGCUCACAAAUCUGAUCAUUAUACGCAACGGCAGCUCUGUAGAAGCUCAAGGGUCCCCAACACCCGAAAGGAGCAAAUUCAGCCAUAUCCAGUUUCACAUGAUCAAAUAUGAAGACCUGAAAUGGGGUGAAAGCCUUGGACAGGGAUCCUUCACUCGGAUCUUUAAAGGCUACAAAACAGACAUUCGUGAUGGGGAGAAACACGUGACGGAUGUUUUCCUGAAAGAGCUUGAUGCUGUUCACAAAAACUGCUGGGAGUCCUUCUUUGAAGCUGCCAGCUUGAUGAGUCAAAUUUCACAUAAACACCUCCUCCUUGUUUAUGGUGUCAGUGUUCAUGGAGUAAAAAACAUCAUGGUGCAGGAGUUUGUUGAGUACGGGGCCCUCGACCUUUACUUGAAGAGAGGCAGAUCUGUGUCAGUGAGCUGGAAACUUGAUGUAGCCAGACAGCUCGCGUCUGCCCUCAACUUUCUGGAAGAAAAGAACAUCGUUCAUGGAAAUAUCUGCGCCAAAAAUCUGCUGCUGGCCAGAGAGGGUGACCCAUCACAGGGCAGCUCUCCCUUCAUCAAGCUGAGUGACCCAGGCAUCAGCGUGGCCAUACUGGGCAUGGAUGUGAUCCUGGACAGGAUCCCCUGGGUGGCCCCUGAGGUGCUGGAGGCCCCAGACAACCUGACUCUGGAGUGUGAUAAGUGGAGCUUUGGUGCCACCGUGUGGGAAAUCUUCAAUGGUGGAAACGCUCCGCUGCGAGGCUGGGAAUUGGAUGAGAAGCAGCAGUUUUAUAAGAGCUUCCAGCAGCUGCCUCCCUCCCAGUGGACAGAGCUGGCUGAUCUGAUCAGUCAGUGUAUGGACUACCAGGCAGACUUCAGACCUUCCUGUCGCAGUAUCAUCCGUCAACUCAACAGUCUGAUCACUUCAGACUAUGUGAUACUUCACGCCACUGAGCCUGUCACACAGAGCCCUGUGUGGAAAGUCCUCAGCCCUGCUCAGCAUGACCAGACAUUGUUUGAGGAGAGACACCUACGCUACAUCUCGCCCCUGGGGAAAGGAAACUUUGGCAGUGUUGAACUUUGCCGUUAUGACCCCCUGGGUGAUAACACUGGUGAGCAGGUUGCUGUGAAGAAGCUGCAGCCCAACAAGCAGUCGACGCUGGAGGACUUCAAGAAGGAGGUCAACACCCUCAGUGUUCUUCACUGUGACUACAUCGUUAAAUACAGAGGAGUCUGCUACAGCCCAGGUCGUCUCACUAUGAGUUUGGUGAUGGAGUACCUGCCCCACGGCAGCCUUAUAGGCUACUUGGACAGUCACCGACAUAAUGUCAACACCAGGCGGUUGCUGCUCUUUGCCUCUCAGAUCUGUAAAGGGAUGGAGUACCUGCAGACCCUGCGUUACGUGCACCGAGACCUCGCAGCCAGAAAUAUCCUUGUGGCCAGUGAGUCGCUGGUGAAAAUUGCCGACUUUGGGCUGACCAAGAUCAUUCCUACUGACAAGGAGUACUACAGAGUCACACAGCCUGGAGAGAGCCCCAUUUUCUGGUAUGCCCCAGAGUCCAUCAAUGAGUUCAAAUUCUCCCACAAGUCAGAUGUCUGGAGUUUUGGAGUUGUUCUUCAUGAGCUCCUCUCCUACUGUGACACAAACGCCAACCCAAAAAGGCUAUGCAUGCAGGAAGUCGGACACCAUGUGCAGAGUCCGUCCAUUGCAAUGCAUCUGGCAAAUAUUCUAAAGAAUAACUGGAGGUUGCCAGCACCUCCAAACUGCCCACACAAGGUGUACAGUUUGAUGAUGCAGUGCUGGGCGUACAACUUCGAGGAGCGGCCAUACUUCACCGACCUGGGAAACCAAAUUGAAACUAUAAUGCAGGACGAGAGAGAGUACCCUAAAGGCUGAUUGUAAUGUAUAAAGAUGCAUUCACAAGUGAGCAGAGGGAGGACCAUAAGCUCAGUUGCAUGGACUAUAAACACAAGAUCAGCUGGAUGUAUCUUUAGUUCUUCAGUACACGUGGGACAUACAAUAUAAGCACUUAUAUUUCACAGCGAUACAGCUCUAAUAAUAAAAACUCCGCCAUAUCACACUUAAAAGCCUUUACACACCAGGGGCAUUUCUUUCUAACUUAUUUUUAUCAUGAAAACUUUCACAUCAGGAAACAUCAGGACAAUGACAAUGCAAUCGCUGCCUGUAUGAAUAAUUUUGAUGCAAAAUAUUUGUGUUGUUAAUUUCAUCAUGUUUUCUUACAGUCAAAUCAAUAUUAUAUUCAUAAAACUGUACUAUGUUCAUACACAAGGCUCACAGAUUUUCAGAAUCAAGAAUUACUAGUCCAUACCCAUUGGUAGCUUUGUCACCUUCUACCUAUGCCAAUCCUCAAUGCCUAUGUGCAGUUUCACAGAAGUAGAAAAACGUGGGACAGACAGAAUGACUGACUGACAGAAUGACACACUGACAGUUUCCGUGAUUAUGUACAGCAUACCAUACCAUGACUUAGUCAUACCAAAAAUUAGAAAAAAAAAAAAACAACAUUCGGCCACAGGGGGAGCCACAGCGAUCGGUCGCAUUUUAGCCAUUUUUCUGUUGUUAUAGCGCCACCCAGUUGCCAAUUAGAGUUAAAUUUCUCCAGUCACCUUGAGGCGUCCUGUUCUACAUAUCUGCCAAGUUUAGUAAAAAUCAGUUAGGCCUGGAUAAGAAAUUAGCUCUCCAGUGCCCCCAUUUUGUUUGAUGGGGUCAAUAAUGGAGGGGUCCCCUCAGAUUAUGUGUGGUCAUAUGCCUACAAAGUUGCGUGGUGAUCGGUGAAACCCUUGAGAUGUUAUACACCUUUAGCCCUCCGCAAUAUUCAUUGCCUUAUAGAAGCUCAGUUUUAGAAAGUUUUCCAACUUUUGCCAAGAGGGAACUUUAGAUAUUGCUCCCUAGAUUAUGUUCACCGAGUUUCAUGCAGAUCGGUCAAACUUCCUAGGAAGAGAUCGAUUUGAAGUUUUUUUCAAAAAAUUCAAAAUGGCGGAAAAUCUAUAUAACCGGAAGUUAUGGGUUCUUGAGGCAAAUUUGUUCCUCAUGAGGAGAGGCAUCUCUGUGCAAAGUUCCAUGUCUCUACGACAUAUGGGGCAUGAGAUAUGCCCAUUCAAAGUUUGCAAUUUCAAUCCUUGCUAUAGCGCCCCCCUUUGGCCAAUUGAUAUAAUAUUGCUUUAUUGGCAUCCUCCCAUGACCCUCUACCACUGUGCCAAAUUUCACAUGGAUUGACCAAGUCAGUGAGGAGAAAAACGGGGAACAGAGACACAGACAGACACACCCACAGACAGAGUUUUCGUCACUAUAUAGUAAGAUGGUAAGAUGACAUUGUUAUUUUCACCAGCAAAUAUAAGAUAUUUAAGCACAACACGUUCCUUAAAUGGAAUCAAGCAGCAACAAUUUACUUACUGACGUGCAUCCUAUAGUUAUUGUGAAAUUGGUGUGGCCAAGUUUCGACCACAUCAGGUAUGACAGGAAGAAGCUGAAAGUAGCAAAGGUGAGGAGCUCGGCCGACAGGCAAAUAAAACCAGCUCUGUUUUAAAGCUAGCUAGUUAAAUAUUUUCUCUGUGUGUUGAAAUUACUGACUUGAUAUCUUGUGCUUUGUAAUCAUAUUGUGUAUAUGUAUGUAAAACAGCAUGGCCUGAACAGGUCUGUAGCAUUGGUUUAGGACAUUAGUUGGUCAUUUGUUCAAGGUAUGCAUGGUUUGAUACAUUCAGUGUCAUGCUUGCGUUUGGCCUUGUCCUCAAGCUUGUUUUCUGUCUCUGUCAAGAAUGGACCCAUGACCUACUUUUGGACCACGAACCACCAGUUUGGAACCACUUUUUUUUUUUUUGAUUUCUUUUAUGAAAAUGUAUGGAGAAAAAGAUUUUUUUGCAUUUAUAUUGUGGUACUGUAGUCUUGUAGUAAAGAUAAUGAAGAUUGUAUUCUGUGCUUUAUUUACAUCCUUUACUGUGUUUCAAAUAAAACAAUUCUGUAGCACCGUCUUUGUAAAUACUUACUGACAGCAUUGAGUUCUGUGUAAUGCCUGAAGCACUGACGCAUCUAAAAUAAAUGGCUGAAGAAAAUGA